Messenger RNA from Nipponia nippon (crested ibis), 2060 nucleotides. The record is from RefSeq and is a predicted model, not a curated record. Lineage: Eukaryota; Metazoa; Chordata; Aves; Pelecaniformes; Threskiornithidae.
AUGGUUGCUCCUGUGAAGUUUGGGCAGUUUUUGAGAGUGGACCAAGACAAAGACAGAGAAUGCAGCCUGGACUGUGCAGGUUCCCCUCAGAAAUCGCUCUGCGCAUCUGAUGGAAGAACUUUUCUGUCCCGGUGUGAAUUUCAGCGAGCAAAAUGCAAAGACCCUCAGCUGGAAAUAGCUUAUCGGGGCAACUGCAAAGAUGUUUCCAGAUGUGUGGCUGAGAGGAAGUAUACCCAGGAACAAGCUCGCAAGGAAUUUCAACAAGUGUUUAUCCCAGAAUGCAAUGACGAUGGCACAUAUAGUCAGGUUCAGUGCCAUAGUUACACUGGAUACUGCUGGUGUGUCACUCCCAAUGGUCGUCCUAUCAGUGGUACUGCUGUGGCCCACAAAACUCCCCGGUGCCCAGGUUCAGUGAGUGAGAAACUGCCACAACGAGAAGGUGCAGGAAAAACAGAUGAUGCCUCAGCUCCCGCGCUGGAGACUCAGCCUCAAGGUGAUGAAGAAGAUAUAGCUUCUCGUUAUCCUACCUUAUGGACUGAGCAAGUAAAGAGUAGACAAAACAAAACCAAUAAAAGCUCAGCAUCAUCAUGUGAUCAAGAACUUCAGUCAGCCCUGGAGGAAGCUAAGCAGCCCCAGAAAGACAAUGUGUUCAUUCCAGAGUGUGCUCAGGGUGGCCUCUACAAACCAGUGCAGUGCCAUCCUUCCACAGGCUACUGCUGGUGUGUUCUGGUGGAUACGGGACGUCCCAUCCCUGGUACAUCAACAAGGUAUGAACAACCCAAGUGUGACAACGGUGCCAGAGCUCACCCAACCAAAACAAAGGAUUUGUAUAAAGGACGCCAGCUUCAAGGUUGUCCUGGGGCCAAGAAGAAUGAGUUCCUGACUAGUGUUUUGGAUGCAUUAUCCACGGAUAUGGUGCAUGCAGUCUCUGAUCCAUCAUUGUCUUCUAGCCGAGUUUCAGAGCCUGAUCCAAAUCAUACCCUGGAAGAGAGAGUGGUCCAUUGGUAUUUCAAACAGCUAGAUAAAAAUUCCAGUGGUGACAUUGGCAAGAAAGAAAUCAAGCCAUUUAAGAGAUUCCUAAGAAAGAAAUCAAAACCCAAAAAAUGUGUGAAGAAGUUUGUGGAAUACUGUGAUGUGAACAAUGAUAAGUCCUUAUCAGUUCAAGAAUUAAUGGGCUGCUUGGGAGUAACAAAAGAAGAAGGUAAAGCAGAAACAAAGAAACGCCAUACAGCCCCUAAAACCAACACUGAGAGCACUUCAUCCAGCAGGCAGCAAGUUUCUAAGAAGCAAGGUUGAACAGCUUACUGAUCCAAGGCAGAUCUCUGACAUGUGGGAGAUUUCCUCACCAAAAGGCAAUAAAAACAACUGUAGUAUUUGCACUUUGUAUUAAAAAUGUAAAUUCACUUUGUAGAAAUGAAAUAUUUAAACAGACUUUUUUUUAAUCUGUGAAAAUAUAAUGGCUAGUUUUGAAAAAUUAUCACAUACAAUGUAUGUGUAUUCUUUUGUUGUCUGAAAUAUGUAAAACGUGUUGGAGAUGUAAAAGUUUGCAUUUAAACCAUUUUUUAAAAAAAUAGCUUUCUGGCAAAGAGUAGCAUAGAAACCUGAUUCUAUGUAUUUUGGUUUCAAUAGUAUGCCUUGUUUUUCUUAAUCAAUACUGUCAUUUAAGUAGAGUUAUGCUGAAAAGUCUACUGUAUUCUCAAUUUUGUCCAAGCAGUGUUGGAUGUUUCAGGUUUGCAGGACUGAGGGAAGUGUGUAAAUUGCUGUUUACUUGGUUUUGCAGUUUUUAACUGAACAGAUUUUUCAUCGGUGGCAAUAUUUUAUUUCAUUUUGGUUUUAUUGUUAUUAUUAUGCUUUCCAAAGAUCAUGCAAUGAGAAUGCAACCACUAAUGGAUUCAACACAGUUAUUCUACAGUUAGGAUACUUGUAGAAAAAUGUAUCCCUUUAUUCAUUUUUGAGGUGCCUUCCAUUAUAAGUUUUGGUAGGAUUUUUUCCCCUCAAGGAGUAAGGUGGAUUGUAAUGUCACUUCAGUCUGGUUCAGCCUGGGCCUAAAAGCAUGUUUC